AUGGAAGAAAGCGGGAGCGUGUCCCCCUCCACCCUCGCCCACACCGGUGACCUGUCGGCCGCUGACACGCUCGCGGGGGACGUGUCCCUCCGCACCGGUGACCUGUCGGCCGCCGACACGCUCGCGGGGGACGUGUCCCUCCGCACCGGUGGCCUGUCGGCCGCUGACACGCUCGCGGGGGACGUGUCCCUCCGCACCGGUGACCUGUCGGCCGCCGACACGCUCGCGGGGGACGUGUCCCUCCGCACCGGUGACCUGUCGGCCGCUGACACGCUCGCGGGGGACGUGUCCCCCCGCACCGGUGACCUGCCGGCCGCCGAGACGCUCGCGGGGGACGUGUCCCUCCGCACCGGUGACCUGCCGGCCGCCGAGACGCUCGCGGGGGAUGCAUCACCUCUCGGACUGCCAUUCUCCGCGCGUGGCGCCGCUGGCGACCGCUCAGGUGCUGCAGACAGCUGGUGGAAAGCGGUGUGA
Molecule: messenger RNA, 474 nt
Organism: Pollicipes pollicipes
Lineage: Eukaryota; Metazoa; Arthropoda; Thecostraca; Pollicipedomorpha; Pollicipedidae
Exons: 3
Coding region: 1-474 (157 amino acids)
Source: RefSeq, a predicted model, not a curated record